This is a messenger RNA of Maudiozyma barnettii, 2421 nucleotides long. RefSeq names its product Snd1p (gene SND1). The record is from RefSeq and is a predicted model, not a curated record. The coding region runs from base 1 to 2421 and encodes 806 amino acids. NCBI's taxonomy places the organism in Eukaryota, Fungi, Ascomycota, Saccharomycetes, Saccharomycetales, Saccharomycetaceae. The transcript has a single exon.
AUGGAAUCCGGUUCAUUAUAUUACCGACCCAAAAUUUCAGUUGUUUCACAAAAUUCAUUAUAUUUACUACGAUAUUCUGAAAUCGAUGGGAAAAAUCCAUCUUAUAACGCAGAACGAUUACAAAAAUGUUCAAAUUUUAAUAUUUUAUUUUAUAUUGAUAUUCCAACAAUAGAUUAUUAUAAUGAUGAAUUGAAUGAUACGAAAUUAUCAAAAUUUAAUAGAAGAUUUAGAUUAAAUCUUUUUAAAAAAUUGAUUUGGGAUAGUUUUGUCGAUAAUAAUCAAGAGUUUUGGUCACAAUUGGCUACUGUUAAACACGAUUUGAUUAGUUGCACUUUAACAAUAAACACUUCAGGUUCAAUAAGAUACGUGGAAACUAUUAAAUUUUUAAUAGAAACUUUAUUUAAAAAAAUUCAUGAUUUAUCAAACGUUAAAUUGCAUAUCAAUCUUAAUGUCUCAAGUUUAACUUUAAAAUGGUUUAACACUUUCUUAAAUAAUAAUAUAUUGGAAUCAAAAAUCAUUAACUUUAUUCAUUUAGGUUAUCAUCAUUACACUUCCACACAUUCUUUAUUAGAUAAAAAAUCAUUAGUUGAAUCACCAUUUAAGGAUUAUUUUACUAAAUUAAAUAAAAAAUUCCUUGAACAUAAUUCAGUGAACCCACAAAAUAUAGAAUCAAUCGUAAUUAUAGUGAAUAGUACCGGGAUUAAAGCAUUAUUAACCAUUCUUUCAGAUAAACCAUUAACAAAUUUUAUAUCACAAGAUUCUAUUGAUCAAAUAUUCGAUGAUUCAACAAUGACCUUACAAGAAAAUUCUCCAUCACCUCCUCCUCCUCCAUCUCCUCCACAAAUGAUACCCACAACUCCAACAUCGAAGACACAUAAAAGGUCUGAUUCUAAAGAAUCGAUUAAAAGAGAAUCUUUAUCAUUAAUGCAUUUCCAAAAUAAUAUUCUUACUUCAAAUAAAGAUAAAUCGGUUAGAGUAAGAUCACAGUCUAUUAGUACAAAACCUUAUCAUCAUACCAAUAAAGUAAUAUUAAAUUCUAUCCCCAUUAGAAAUUCUUCAUCGAAUACAAAUUUAACCAUACCUUCUAUCAAAGUAUCUCCUUCACCAAAAAUACUUAAUACUCAAAUCGAUAAGAAAUCUCCUUUAGAACAAAAUGAUUCACAUAACGUUACAAAAAUACCAAAAGAUAUAACUUCCGAUCUAGAAAUGAAUAAUAAUGGUGAUAUUGUUGAAGAUGACGAAGACGAAGAUGACGACGAAGAAAAUGACGAAGAUGAAGAAGAUGGUAUUAGUUUUUACGUUCCAAGUCUUCUUUCUAGAACUGCCUCUAGUCAACAUGUACCAGAUAUGGCAAAUGAGAAAAUUCAAAAUGGCUCAUCGUCAAAUUCAUCGUCAUCUUCUACUACUAUGAAGAAGGGAAGAUUCAGAUCUUUAAGUUUAAUGGAUCCAGCUCAAAAGGCACCAUUUAACCAAAAUAAUUUAAUUCCUUUCGGUUCCAUUAGAGAUAAUAUUAGUAGUAGAAGUUUUUCUAAUAUUUAUGUCCAUGAUGGUGAUUUCCAAAACGAUACUUACCCAAAACCAAUUAAGAGAAAAAGAAAAUAUACACUUAAUGGUAAUUUGAAUAAUAUUCCUAAUCCACCUACAGGGCUAAUACCGCCUGAAUUCUAUUCAAAAAUGUCGUCUCCUUCCACUAGUAACAACAGUUCAAAUGCAUCAUUGGUUAAUAUGUUUACCACACCGAAGGGUAAUAACGAUAAUUCAAAUGUGAGUUCCUCUACAGUAAAACUUUUUGAAAAGAGUUUGAUAAAUAAUUCCUUAGAUGAAAUAAGAAAGAUUAAUAAUGACAAUAACUCCUCUAAUGGAACUUUAGGAAAAUCUAACGUAAUAUUUAAUAAUGAUUCAAAUCCAUACAAAUUCCCUCAUAGAAAUGCAUUUGCUUUGAUGUUCAAUAAACCACAGUCGAAUUUCUUGUCAAUGGAUGAGGAGGAUAGAUUGAUGAUGGGUGAGCAUUCAUCCCCAACCCCAAAAUAUGAUGAAAAAACGCAUUUUCUUCCAUCCAAACCGCAAACGACACCAAUAACCAAAGUGUUAUCUACUGAUUUUGACCCUGAGCUAGAACAUGAACAAAAGAGAUAUAGCACACCAGUUCAAAUUGAUACAACUCCAGGAUUCUUGGACUUGAAUUUAUAUGGAGUUGAUGAAAAUGAUACCGAUGGUACUGUAACUAGUUCGACAAAUUACUUAAACGAGAAACAUUUGGGGUCCCAGAUAAACACCAAUCAAGACUCUCAAAGAACAGAAGUUACUGAAGAACCUAAACAAAAUUUGAGCUCUAAAUUUAAGAAGAUAUUAUCAUUCGACCUUUAUGGGGAUAAUGAUAAAGAUGGAGAUAAGUUCUGGAUGUUAGGCCAUAAUUCAUGA